UUGAAGACGCGCCACUGUUUUGUUUUUCGAAGAUUCAACAUGGCAAUGCAUGCAAAAGCGACACCACCACAGAUUCCCGACACACGUCGGGAACUCUCGGAGCUGGUCAAGAGGAAACAAGAACUUGCGGAGACGUUGGUGAACUUGGAGAGACAGAUCUAUGCAUUUGAGGGCAGCUACUUGGAAGAUACCCAGAUGUAUGGGAACAUCAUCAGAGGAUGGGACAGAUAUCUCACCAACCAAAAAAAUUCCAACAGCAAGACGGACAGAAGAAACCGAAAGUUCAAGGAGGCAGAGCGUCUGUUCAGCAAGUCCUCCGUCACUUCUGUAGCAGCUGUCUGUGCACUCGGUGGGAUACCAGAUCACAUGAAUGAAAAGCAGAGCGACACGUCCCCAGACCUCCAGAACCAGGAGAAUGAGCCCAGUCAGGAGGACACCGAGGAUGCAGACGGGGCCCUGCAGGACCUCAAACCUCAGAAGGCUGUAUCCUCUUCCUCAGGCAGUCACCAUGGAAGCCACAAGAAGAGGAAGAACAAAAACAGACACAGCCCUUCUGCCAUGUUUGAUUAUGACUUUGAAUUUGACAUGAAAGUGAACAAAAAACCCAGAGUGGAUUAUUCAACUUGAUCAGGUGGCCAGACAGAAAAGGUCUACUGUGAAGCAGAGAGCCCCUCUGAACUUUAACUGUCUUUACGUACAUUGUGUACAUUGCAUGAAACAUUGCCUCUCACCUGCUAUCAGAAAUAUUUCUGUUUCAUGAUUUUCCUGCAGGCAAGGUGUGUUAUUGCAUGUUACUCAAGACGCAGGUGGGGGUUGGAUAACACACCUUAUUGUAUAGGGUUGAAAAUUCACUAUUUAUUAUGUAACUCCCACCAUUUUUCUCUCCUUGUAUCAAAAAGUUGUUUUACUUCGUAUUAGUCAUUGUGUAGUUUUGUAGCUCUAGAAUAUCCCAGCUUCUUUUUAAUAUUUUGUUUUAUUUUGAGAUUUGUUUUGCAUAAGAUUGUAAUAAAACCUUGAAAUUACAA
Molecule: messenger RNA, 1025 nt
Organism: Salvelinus namaycush (lake trout)
Lineage: Eukaryota; Metazoa; Chordata; Actinopteri; Salmoniformes; Salmonidae
Product: chromatin modification-related protein MEAF6-like
Exons: 8
Coding region: 40-627 (195 amino acids)
Cellular component (GO): NuA4 histone acetyltransferase complex
Source: RefSeq, a predicted model, not a curated record